Molecule: messenger RNA, 2337 nt
Organism: Sugiyamaella lignohabitans
Lineage: Eukaryota; Fungi; Ascomycota; Dipodascomycetes; Dipodascales; Trichomonascaceae
Gene: UBP16
Product: Ubp16p
Exons: 1
Coding region: 1-2337 (778 amino acids)
Biological process (GO): protein deubiquitination
Cellular component (GO): cytosol; nucleus
Molecular function (GO): cysteine-type deubiquitinase activity; cysteine-type endopeptidase activity
Source: RefSeq, a predicted model, not a curated record
AUGAAUGUCCUCAGAAGGAAGAAAAAAUCCGGCAAGUACACAGUGGGUUUAACCAACCGAGCCAAUGACUGUUUUGCUAAUUCGAAUAUUCAAGCUCUGGCAGCUGUUCCGGGGCUGGUGGACUAUUUGCUGCAGCUCAACGCUGCCGCUAUAGCACUUAGUAAUCCAGAUGCUGUGAGGAUGUCUGUACCAGGAACAUCUGUGCCAGGAAAUACGACUGCCGAGAAAAGAAAGUUGGCAAGCUCGACUGAGAAAAGUCUUCCUCAGACACCCGACUCACAACCUGCUGUAGCAAUUGCUGAUUCUCCGGCUGCUGGUGGUACCGCUACUCCAGCAUCCUCUGCUAAAACUAAUACCAAUAACUCUGGUGCUACAACUGAUAUUCCAACAAGACCUACAACACCAUCUGCCCAAAUUGCGACUGCUGUCACACCAAAGUCGCCGUCUGGAGGGUAUGGAGCCAGUAUGCCUGCAUCAAACGCACAAACACUGACGCCUCUACUAUCAAAUGCAUUAUUGAGAAUAAUUAAAGAGUUAAAUGAACCUAUUCUGGUUCCUAAGACUCUGUCACCAUGGACAUUCCUUGGCGUGCUUGAAAAAAUAUACAAGUCUCGUAUAUCUCGCAACCAGCAUGAUGCACAUGAACUGCUCCACCUUAUCCUUGAGACACUUGAGAAUGAGUACGACAAAAUAGUCAAAGAAUCACGGUCACGAACCGAGAAACAGUCUAUAUGGGGUAACAUUGCAGCCUCUCACCCAUCACCACUUGAGGAUGCCGAGUUGGAAAGUGAGCAAGAAGCACCCAAGUCGUUUGCAUUUUCAGGAUCCACAAUCGACCGAAUCACAUGUUCGCGAUGUGGAUACUCUCCACCAGCCACCCCAUCUGCAUUUUUAGUGCUUUCAUUGAUGGUACCACAGAAAAAGUCUGCACAACUAACGGAUUUGCUUGACGGAUUAUCAAGUCCUGAGUAUAUCCAAGACUACGGAUGUCAACUGUGUCGACUUAAGCAUGCGAGUAUGAUGAAAAAUGGCGACCAGUUCAAACAAUACUUAUCUGAUCCCUCGAAGCUUCCAUCUGAGUUGGAAGACAAACUACCGAAGAACAUUGUUAGCCCAAUAGCCAAGUCGACUAGAUUCCAUAGGCUUCCUGAUGUAUUGGCUAUUCAUCUAUCACGAUCUAUAUACGGUGGGUUUGGUGCAUCGCGUAAUUCGUGCAAGGUAUCUACCAAAGAGUUUAUCGAGUUAACAGAGAAUGAAACUGGAAACAUUAUAAGAUACAAGCUCAUGGCCAUGAUUCGUCACAAAGGUACCCAUCAGAUGGGCCACUAUGAGUGUUUCAGGCGUAAGAAUUUAGAUACAUGGCGUGAUAUUCUACAAAUGUUGGAUGAGGAUGAAAAGGAUCGAGAAAUUAAAAAGGGACUGCGACUUCACAAACAGCAGACACCGUCUGUGUCAUCAUUUCAAGGAUCUGGGACUGGAACUGGAACUGCUCAAUCAGCCACUCCAACACCUAGACAACUUGCUACAACAGCUAGCACCGCUGGUACGAUAAGUGCUAAUUCGUCUCCUCGUCUAGACUUGGCCACUGGUGCCAUUAAUGGUAACUAUGGAGGUACGGCCGCAGUGCCUACGGCUACAGCGACUCCAGUGGCCUCGUCGCCUACUAUUGCUUCAAUGAAUUCAUCCAAUUCAAGCUCUGGAGCCUCGUCGUCCAUCACCACUAAAUCAUCUGCUACUGAGAUCACGAACUACACGAUGUCCACGACACCAUCAUCUCCAUUGACAACGAUAACGACACCAUCUUCGUCAAUCCCUGAAACUGCAUUCUCAUCCUCGGCAACCACUGGGGACUCUCAAUCACCUGCUCCUUCACUUGCAUCUGAUAAUGUGACGUUAUCCAGCGCAUCAUCAUCCAUUUCUGGGGUAUCCGCGGCAUCAGCUCCUCUUCGACUGACUGCUGAUACACCUUCAUCUCCGGCGCUCUCACCUCCACCAUCAGCAAUUCCCCUGCCAUAUCCAGCAGACCGGUCGAUGCCAUCUCCAGCAAGUGUGUCAAUCAGCGAAUUUGCUUCAGCAGAAAUUAGUCUUGACGCAAUUCGUGCUGUUCCGCUGUCAGCGGCUACCUUGAAUGGAACAAAACGCCCAGUCUUCACGGCUCCGACAACCCCAACACGCUCGCCAACGCCCACCCUCCUCUCUGUACAACAAAACGUCUCGCCGCCAAGUCACCACGAAUGGUGGAAGGUCAGUGAUGACAAGGUAUGGGAGUGUACUACUAAAGAAGUUCUCCGCGAAGAAUCGGGUGCAUAUCUCCUCUUCUAUGAAAGACUUACAUAA